Molecule: messenger RNA, 1470 nt
Organism: Parastagonospora nodorum SN15
Lineage: Eukaryota; Fungi; Ascomycota; Dothideomycetes; Pleosporales; Phaeosphaeriaceae
Exons: 2
Coding region: 1-1470 (489 amino acids)
Biological process (GO): mRNA splicing, via spliceosome
Cellular component (GO): U4/U6 x U5 tri-snRNP complex
Source: RefSeq, a predicted model, not a curated record
AUGGUCGAAAAGCGCCCACACCCCGACGGCCAGGGCCCCAAUGGCGAUGCUAAGCGCGUCAAGCCGGCGGAUGCGCUCGCAGCAGCAAGAGCCAAAGCCGCUGAGAUAGCAGCCCGAUUUGCCGCGAAGAAGACGGAGGGUCCUACCAACAGCGCGCCCAAAGUCGCAAGCCCGGCACCGGCAUCAUCAGCCGCGAGCGACUCCCAGGCGAGCACUCGAAGCCAUGAGGGCAAGGAUGGCAGCCCUCAAAGGGGGAUCCAAUCUAGAAAACUCAAGCCCAAGGCUGCAGCCGGAAAGCAGAAGCAACCGCAAGAUGAUGAAGAGAUCGAGAAUCCAUACUAUGACCCCAAGUCUGCAGGCCAGGUUCGAGGUCGCGUGCCAAGAACGAUCGUCUUUCACGAGCAAGGAAAGUACCUUGAUCAAGCUUCAAAGCUACGCGCGCAGAGUCGCCUCGAGCAAAUCAAGAAGAAGCUUGCUCAGGAAGCACGUCGUGCUGGACUGGACGAGAACAGCGAGCGCGGCUUCCUUGUACAGCAACCUCCAGACAUCGAGUGGUGGGAUGAGGGGAUUCUCGGCGAUAAGACGUACGACUGCAUCGACCAGCCUGAAAAGGUCAAGAUUGACAGCGAGGACUCCAUCAUCACCAUCUACGUACAGCAUCCUCCCCUUCUCAAAGCACCCCAGGACCAGCGACUCGUCGAAAUUAAGCCCAUGUACCUCACUACCAAGGAGCAGCAGAAACUACGGAGAAUGCGCCGUGCAGCCGAUCUGAAAGAACAUCAGGCCAAGAUCCGUCUCGGUCUUGAGCCGCCACCUCCACCAAAGGUCAAGCGCGGAAACAUGAUGCGAGUCAUGGGCGAACAGGCUAUUGCAGAUCCUACUGCUGUCGAACAACUUGUCGAAGCACAGAUCAAGCAGCGACAGGACGACCACACGACCUCGAACCAGGAGCGGAAGCUCACGAAAGAGCAGCAACACGCCAAGCUUGCUCAGAACCAAGCGAAAGAUGCGCAGAAAGGUCUCUACAUGUGCGUCUUCAAGAUCAACACCCUUGCAUACGGCAAGCACCGGUACCAGAUCGACCAAAACGCCAAGGAGUACUCUCUUACUGGAGUCACCAUCUUUAAUCCCGACCAGAAUCUGGUUAUCGUGGAAGGUGGUAUCCACGGCAUCACCAAGUACAAAAAGCUCAUGCUUCAGCGCAUCAAGUGGCAGGACAACGCGCCACCUACCGACAUACAAGCUGAGAAGCAAGCGUCGGAACCGAAAUGGAUGCGGUCCAUGGACGACGUGGGCAACCUCAAGGACCACAGCUCCAACAAGUGCAUUCUAGUCUUUGAGGGCGAGAUCAAGAAGAACUCGUUCCGCAAGUGGGGAUCGAAGAUGUGCGAGACUGCUGGAGAGGCGCGAGAGCUGUUGGCGAGGAGCAAGCUCGACAGUCUGUGGGCGCUUGCGAAGAGCAUGGAGUGA